This is a messenger RNA of Centruroides sculpturatus (bark scorpion), 1577 nucleotides long. RefSeq names its product inosine-uridine preferring nucleoside hydrolase-like. The transcript is spliced from 5 exons. Gene Ontology annotation, molecular function: hydrolase activity, hydrolyzing N-glycosyl compounds. Lineage: Eukaryota; Metazoa; Arthropoda; Arachnida; Scorpiones; Buthidae. The coding region runs from base 513 to 1544 and encodes 343 amino acids. The record is from RefSeq and is a predicted model, not a curated record.
UACAUUGGAAUUUUUGUUAUUUUUGAUGCUAACCUUUAAGUGAAAAGGUUAACGAACUGUUAUUCUUAAUGAUUUUUCUGUCGCAAAAAUCGAUUUAAUUAAUUUAAGUGUAGCACUCCCAUUCUGUAAGCUAACCUCAUUCAUCAUUAAAGCAUUAGGGCUCAUGCUAAAUGAAUUUUAAUGAAAUAGCUCAGUUAUAAUGUAACUAAUUAUUUUUAGUGAUUACAUUUUAACUUUUUAAGGUGAAAUAAUAUCAUUUUAAGUAAUACAUAAAGUGCUGCAAAACAUAAUUUAAAUCUACAAUAAAGGAAAUUAAAUGUGCUCUUGCUAAGCGAUGAAUCGAGCGUGUGCGGGCCAUCUGAUCAAGCACCUUGCGUCCCUAGAUUUUUCUCUGAAAUUGUAUCAAAUCCAUUGCUUAAAACUUCACCCAUUAACCGUUGCUGCCCGUCCACGUAUCGUGCCGGAUACUUUUAAACACUUACGGCAUCGUCUUGUCCUGCGAAUGCGACAGAAUGGAUAUCGAAUUGAAUAUUUGUUUCCAUAAUUAUUUAGCCAAUAAGAUUAAAUCUGUGCAAUGCCCAUUAAUAAUGUCAUCCAAGAAACUUAUGAUAGUGGAUACUGACUGCGGGAUCGAUGAUGCGCUCGCUCUAGUUAUGGUCCUCGGUCGUCCGGAAUGGGAGAUACUGGCCGUGACCUGUGUGGCCGGUAAUGUUGAACUGCAAAAAGUCUGUCCAAAUGUGUUAAGAGUUCUUAACCUCUGUGAUAAAAAAGAUAUAAAAGUAUAUAAAGGCUGUGAUAAAGCUUUGGUCAACAAUAAUUUCAAAGCCUGUCAGCACCAUCAUAUUGAUGGAUUCGGUGGAGUGGCUUCGGAAUUUUCAAUAGGCAAUUUAAAGUUUGAAGAAACACCUCAUGCUUCCAUUGCUAUUCUAGAUUUGGUGAAGAAACAUCCAAAUGAAAUAACUCUGGUUGCUCUGGGUCCGUUAACAAAUUUAGCUCUAUGUAAUAGGUUAGAUCCAAAUUUUACAACAUACAUAAAACAAUUAAUUAUUAUGGGUGGAAAUAUUGAUGCCAGAGGUAAUAUAAUGAAGUGUAGCGAAUUUAAUUUUGCAUUUGAUCCGGAAGCCGCGCAGAUGAUAGUUACAGAAGCUGUGUGUCCUGUUAGAAUUCUUCCCUGGGAAACUUGUUUUCGUCACUCUGUCCAAUGGGAAUGGUUCGAUAAAUGGGUCCAAACAGACACUCCUAAAGGUCGCCUAGCACAGAAAAUAACAGCUGAAGCAUCAUAUCGUGUUCGUCACAUUUUUGGGCGUACGGCAUUUUGCUGUUGCGAUUUACUGGCGAUGGCAACGAUCGUACAGCCAGAGAUAAUCAAAAAGCAGAUAAAGCGCUGUGUCGAAGUCGAACUGCACGGCCAGCACACAAGAGGAAUGAUGUUGGUCGAAAGGAGGCCAGCAGCUUUAAAAGACUGUUUGUCUAAUGUAGAGAUUGUCAAAGAAGUUGACAUGGAAAAAUUAAAAACAAUGUAUACAGAAAUGUUGGAACAUUAAUAAAUUUUUAAUUAUAUCUUAUCAUAAUUAAUG